AUGGCGGAUUUCUUUGAAGGCGAAAAGGACUUGGCUCAGGGAACUGGUCGUUCUGGCACUACGAUCCGCAACUUGUUUUCCGCGUUCGGGAUUGUUCCUCGAUACCCAGACGUUUUCGCUAGUAUACUUGGCGUGUGGUUUUCCUACUUUCCUCAAUUAAGGCGAAGACCGGUCGUGGUUUUUGUAUCCUGUCGGAAGGAAGCAAAACUAUAUUCAAGGAAGCAAAACGUUCAAGAAGACUGCAACUUCUUCAGGGAAAAUUUCUUUCAAAUUCUCAAGAAGAAUGCAACGGUAGAACUGUUGUGUCCCUUCACGUCAGCAGGAAUGUCCUGCAGGGAAGUUAGUUAGAGGGAUACAUCUCGGUACUAAACGUUAGAGGGAAUGUUAACUAACUAACUAACGAACUAACGAACUAACUACCCACCCACCCACCUAACUAACUACCCACCUAACUAACUAACUAACUCUAAUCUGUACAAGUGACUAAUUAAUGCGCGCAUCUCUCUAACUAACGUAGUUCCACGCGGCAUUUUCCUAGGCGCGUACAGUCCGUGGCACUUUAUGAGCCUGAUGAAACCGGCGGGGACCUACUCAAAACUCGUCGCAAACGUUGCGACGUCCGCAUAUGCCAGAAAGGGCGGAUCUACACUUUUAUGAAGCGCAUGGUCUCUUUUUCGUAUAGUCAUCUACUACUACUGGAUUUGAGAAUUGAAGAAUUCGAUUUGAAUGAAGUAGAGUUGUUUCUUCGUGUGGGAAGUUGCGAGAGAUGUGACGGCGCAGCCGAGGCAUCCUAUCCUAUCCUAUCCUAUCCUAACGGAUUGAUUUAUGCUGUCCUUUUAGACAACUUUUUUAGUGUAAUAUGUGUUCGCUUUGCUGCAGCUAUAGUUUUGUGAUGAGAAGGAAGGAUAGUUGUGCAACUGCUAAAAUUGUAAUGCAUCAAGAUGAGUCACUAGGGGUCGUAGAAUAAUGAAGGUGUUUUAGUAGAAGGCACCUGCUUCCUCUAAUCAAAAAAUCAGCAGUGCAAGCACUUCAAAAGCGCAUGGCACAGAACGACGGGACCAAAGUGCGCGAGUUAAGAGUCACCAUAUUACAUAAACAUAUACAUCCUCCGCUAUAACAUGGAACACUCGUUGGUUGCCUCCUUGACUAAUAUAAGAUCCUGGACUUCUUCUAGUUUCACUUUCACACUAUCCAGGUGGAAGACACUUGCUUCGGGAUGUUUAGAAAAGCACUGAAAAAGAAAAUGCUUAGUGCGUUACAAGCUCUUCUUUUCUGGAUAAGCGUGGCACGAAAAAAAAACCAACGAAAAUGGCUUGCUGCUUCUUUGUUUCAUCUUCAAGUUGUAGAAAAUAUAUACGCAUUGACAUAACCAUCGGAAGAAACUGGCUUCUACUGUGGCAGGUGGACCCAGUCCUAUCCUGUGUGAGUUAUUCCCAUCCUAGUCUCUUUUCAUGUUCAUUCUUACACUGUUCACUCUUACACUUCCUAAUUAACUUCUUCUAUACCCCACACAGAAUGGGCACACUACUACUACUACUACUCCUACUACUACUACCCAAGCUAGUAUGUUGAUUGUAGUCUCUAGUAGUAGUAUUACAGUAGUAGUUAACCCCUUCAAGGGGUACAGUCCAAAGUUAGGUUACUGUGGGAAGGGGGGAUGAGAACUAUUGACCUUGGGGCAUCUUUUGUGUUUGUUAGUAUUGGGUUGCACUUGCAGCAGAUUUUUUUGGUUUUGAGCAUACUACCCAGGCUCUCUUCAUUGUCGUUCACUGAGGUUCUAUCCGCUUGAAAAGGAGGGCUGAAGAGGAUUUCUCAUUUCUCUCCCCCCUCUUCUAAUUUAGCACUUGAUGGAUCCAGAUUUCUGGAGCAAGGAGUACAUUGCGGAUGUCAAGAGGUGGGUCGAGGGCACGAAGAUCGCUACCGAAAAGACAAUCCAGCUGAAACAGAAUGGGCAUUAUGGCAAAGUUAGUAUUUUAAACCUUCUCCCUUCACGAAUAUAUCGCUCCCCUUUUCCAAUGAAAUGCAAGGCAUCUCUUCGCUACUACCCUUUUUUUCAUCCCAUAAAAGAAGACAAGAGAGAAGGGGUCUUCGCUACUACCCUUUUCUUCAUCCCAUAGAACUACAAGAAUACAACCGGUUAGUUUUCCCUCAUAUACCUUAGGUUAGUCCCUUCAUCUAAGAUACAAGGACACUUUAUCUAAAAAGUCCAUCCUAUCGUCCCAUCGGAUCCUCUCCUACAAGGGAAAAGGCACUAUUGAGAUGAGAGGACCAAGAUAGAGCUACAACUGUGAGAUGAUGUAGGACCAAGAUAGGUCUAUUUUCUUCUCACCAAGGGGUAGGACCAAGACAGAUCGAAGGCAAGCUAGCUCUUCUAUUUUGAGAUGAGAUUCUGACUCUAAGGAGAUUUCGAUCUGCAAGGUCUGGAUGAGCUUGGCGACGAACGAGAACUAGUGGCCGAUGCAUUGGUCUCUCAUGGAGGACCUACAGGCAUCUGCUUCUAUAACGACAAAGUCGGUCGCCCAGCGUUUCCGGAACCGAAUGGUGAUCCACCUGAGUCGGCUUUUUUAGAAGCAGAUGAAGUAGGAGAAGAAGAGGAAGAGGAAAAUGAACGGGACGAAGACAACGAAAACUUAUGAGUUAAUAAAAAAAAAAGUUUUUAGAGUUUUUACCAUAGGCGUUCUCCACUAAAGAACGACCUCAUGUUUACCUUUUGAAGGAGUAUCUUUUUACCACGAAAGAGUGUUUCUAAGCUGUGAAGAAACUACUGGUGACGGAGAAAGUGGCGAGUCUUUUCUGGACGAGGGAAAGAAAAAGCAGCGACGACGCAACAAGAAAAAAGUUAAGCUCGAUAGUGAACGACCCUGUUAGUGCAACUUCUUGUGUUCAUAUUGAACCUUAGUUCCGUUCAACGCCGUUCAAGUAACUGAUAAUAUUUCCUUUCCUCCACUGCGAAACGAACUACUAAUCCACCUUCCAUCAAGAAUCAAACUCGCACCCUCCUCCUAGGAGCUCUCUUCUAAGCAACCUUCCAUCAAGAGUCAAACAACGCAAAGCGUCUCGAACCCAGGCUCCACGGCCUCUACGUUUGCGCAGAUGCACGGAGGAGUUGAUGUGUAUGUCGAUGUUUCGGAGUGCGAGAUUGGGUACAUUGCGCCGCAACUCAUCUUAAGGCUUCUCAAUAGAUGAACUGACAGUGACUCCAACGUGAAAAUGAAGUAAUGAAUUCCGUUAAAGUUGGAGUAGAAAACUUUGAAAGUCGUGAAAGAGGAUUUUGUUAGAGUACCCGCUCCCAGAAGAAGGAGCAGACAGAUUAUCAUGGACACUCUACUCACUCGGAAUAUAUCUGUAAGUAAUUGUGAAGCAAUAAAACAGUACGUCAAUAAUGUGAAUCAAUAAUACGUUUGGUCAGAGGUGGUUGAAAGAAGGUAUUAUAGCUCUAAUCAACAGACGCAGUAUCCUUGGGUCGAACCUGGCUGCUACAGCUCACAUUUUCAAGGAUCUACCCGUCUACCCAGCUUCGGUCUACACCAAAGGUGGACGAUAAGAGUCUGGUGGAGGACUGGUGGAGAACGAUAAGAGCCUGGUGGAGGACGAUAAGUGGGGGGUUAGUGGGUACCAUAAUGGUGGUGGACGAUAAGAGCCUGGUGGAGGACGAUAAGUGGGGGGUUUAGUAGCAGUGGCUAGUGGGAGGUAACUGAUGGGGACGAUAAGUGGAGGUGAUUUUGUAGUGGAGGUGAUUUUGAUUUUGCAGUAGAGGAGACUUGUAGUCGUGGAGGGGAUUUUGUAGUAUGUAAGAUGGAUAGUGGAGGUGCUGAUGGUAGGAGAGGUGGCUGGUGGAAGAUGGGUAGUGGGCGGGGUGAUAGUGAUGCUGGAGAAUAUCUCUACGGGUGGUGAUGGCGUACGGUGGUGGCGGUGAUCAUCCUAUAGUACAAAGGAGGGGGCGUCUAAAGGAAGAGCCAAGCUAUACAAGGUGAACUUCUACUACAUCAUAGGGACAAGAUGAAGACGGUCGUUCUUUCUUUCCUUUGCAUCCUAAUUAAGUCUUGAACUAGUGCCUCAUGCUAGGUAAAUGCAUGAAUGAAUGAAAGAAAAUAUCUUCAUAACGUACUUGUUGUCCUGCUACACGUAGUGUAAGAUCAACGCGAUUAUAGCAUGGAGGCGAAGCAUUUAAUUAGGUGCAUACUUGUUUUGUAAAGCACGCGUUCUUCUUAUUUGCUGGGGAGGGGUAAAUUUUAGGCCGUAUGCUUUCCAUUUCAUCCAAAUUCGAUCGUUUUACUGUCUUGCAUGAUACAAAAAUUAACUUCAGUGACAGGCUGGGGGGAGGUGACUGUGCUGAACAUUGAACUAACAUUUGUUGACAUUGAACAAUUAUUGAACAAAAAAAAACAGCUAAAUCAUUUGAACACCUACAGCAUUUGAACCUAGAAAAUUGAAUAUUGUGACUCACAAAGCGGGAACAGAAGAAUUAACAGAACAAUUCCAAAGCACAAAGUGAUAGGUGAACAAGCCAAUGCCUAAGCCAUUGAACAAGUAGCGGUUUGAAAGCGUGAAAUCGAAAUGAAAAGAUCAAUCCCAAGUUACAAAGCAGAGGAAUCUGUAGCAAUGAUAAUGCUACAGGCGCAGCAUGAAAAAUAUUACUCAAUGAACAGACUAGUGAAAUGAAGUUAUAGAGUACACACGAAGCAUCCAUUAUCUUCUUAAAAACGAGCAAAUACACACAAGAAGAACUGUUCAACAGCAACCGUGCAUAUUAUCUAGAUCUACCACGAGCAGUUCACAGUUAGAGUUACUGAAGAUAAGAAAUUAACCAAUAGGAACACCUUGAAGAGCUUGAGACACAUUGUUGUCCGCGAUUUCCAAGAAUUCACAGUAUUAGUAUGCGAAAAAGCACAACAAAAUUUACCAAUCGUUUAUAGCAACUCUUCAUCACAGCAAAGUAGAUUGUGGUAAUUAGGAAGUAUUAUCAGUUGUAAAGCAUUGGAUCUACUUCUUGUGAAGAGUCCUAGCUAUUCCUAUUCGAAUCUGUAUCUGUAUGUAUAGAACUUGAGCCUGUACAUAGAGAAAAUGAACAUCGAAACAUCUAU
Molecule: messenger RNA, 5084 nt
Organism: Amoebophrya sp. A25
Lineage: Eukaryota; Dinophyceae; Syndiniales; Amoebophryaceae
Source: the annotation of a GenBank genome assembly